AUGUUGUCCAAGGUCCAGGUCUACAUGUUCUACAUGAGCCGCAGAGAGGUCAGAGCCAUGCUUCCCCCGGACGUCAGCGGCCACAAGCCCCGCCGCCGCUCCUCAGUGGUUGCCGCCAACGUUUCCUCGCUGCCUCGCCGUCACAAGAGCAGCCGUGACUUCCCACUGGCCCUGAAGCGGCGCCGCUCCGGUCCCGUCCCGGAGCGCAGGGUCAACUGUGUCCUGGUCGGGGACGGCGCGGUGGGCAAGACCAGUCUGGUGGUCAGCUACACCACCAACGGAUACCCGGCACGGUAUGUGCCCACCGCCUUUGACAACUUCACAGCGGUGGUGGCGGUGGACGGGACACCAGUCAGGCUGCAGCUGUGCGACACGGCGGGACAGAAAUGGGGAGUGGAUGACGGAGCGAUCAAUGACGAGCUGGAUCGACUCCGCCCUCUCUGCUACCAAAACGCAGACGUCUUCCUGCUGUGCUACAGCGUAGUCCGACCCGCUUCCUUCCGCAAUCUGACCCACAGGUGGGUGCCCGAAAUCCGCCGCCACUGUCCUGGCACGCCGCUCGUCCUUGUGGGCACCCAGCUGGACCUGAAGGAGGACGUCCAGGUCCUGAUCCAGCUGGCACAGAACCAGGAGCGCCCGGUAGGCUCGGAAGAAGGCCGGCAGCUGGCUCAGCUGCUGGGCGCCGCUGGUUUCGCUGAGUGCUCGGCGCUGACCCAGAAGAACCUGAAGGAGGCGUUUGAUUCGGCUAUUUUGGCCAGCAUCCGUCAGACACAAGAUGGCGGCCUCAGUGGCGGUGGCGACGUGCGGCCGCAGAGACUCACCCUGAAGAGGAAGACUCCAGACAAGAUCAAGAAGCUCUCAGAAACAUGGUGGAGGAAGAUCCGAUGUCUGGUAGGAGAACACUGUGAUCACCUGACGACUUGACCGACUCACUUUCUUCAGGCCUCUGAUUGGCCGAAAUGGUCUUAGAGUUCCUGGUUAGCAGCCACUGUUCCUUUGACAUACACUUGAGCUGUAUUAAUGCUUCACUUCUUUUUACACUUGUACGAAUUUCCAACUGAAAACACUGCCUGCAUGAUGAAUAAAUCUUCUACCAUGGCCACAGUUUGACCCUGGAACGGAUGGCGUCAGAUGCUGUGUUGAAGUCCCUCAGUGGGCGACGUGAGGGUAAUCUGGUAAGAAGCUAACGAGUCCUCUAAUUGGAGCAGACAGGACCACCUGGGCGGGAUUACAGCAGCAUAUGGAGCUUGAUUCCUCCUCUGUCAAAGAUUUACCUGCUUCUUGGGUAUAUGGGGGCCAUUAGUCCGGGCGGUGGACAGGAGCUAGAGAGUGAAAUAUUCCAUAAAAUAUUCCAUAAAAUAAGAAAAUUCCAGGUUUAGAUCAGCAAUUAAGGUAAUAUGAAUCAAGAAAGGCUGCACGGCGGUAGAGUGGUUAGUUCCCUCGGCCAUCUCUGUGUGGAGUUUGCAUGUUUCCCUGUUCAUACAUGUCCUAAUAAUAAUAAUAGUAAUGACUAGAUGCAAUGUGAGCAGACAUUGCGCGUAAAAAAACUGAAACGCUUUGAAAAGGCACAAAAAUCGAAAUUUUGAAUGAAAAACAAGUCGCUCGGAAGCUGAAGCUGGACUGAAAUGCUGUGGAAAUAUGCUAAAACAUAGAAUGAAAGUAUGAGUAAAUUGGUAGUUUGAGCUCAAAUGGGGAAUUGAACCAUCUCUGGGUCUGGAUCUAUAUGUGCCCUGUGAUUGGCUGGCCACCAGUCCAGGGUGUACCCCGCCUCUCGCCCGAAGACAGCUGAGAUAGGCUCAAGCACCCCCCCCCCCCACCCCCCCCGCGACCCUCGUGAGGAUAAGCGGUAGAAA
Doryrhamphus excisus (bluestripe pipefish) is the source of this 1853-nucleotide messenger RNA. Lineage: Eukaryota; Metazoa; Chordata; Actinopteri; Syngnathiformes; Syngnathidae. The record is from RefSeq and is a predicted model, not a curated record.